CUUGAACAUUUUCACUCACUUCACUCAAAUCUCACUCAUCUCGAAACCAUCAAGACUGCUAAGCAUUGAAAAUGGGCCCUGUUCCCUCCCCCGAAGUCCGCGCCGCCAUCGCCGCAAAGCUCGACGCUCUGAUCCAGGCCGUCGAGACAAACCCCCAUUUCAGCCGCUCGUCGUCUAGCGGGGGUCUGUAUCAUGUCUGGGACUUUGCACAGCGCACAAAGUAUAUGCUUUCUGAGAUAGACGGCAUUCGACAGGAGGGAUACCAGUUUAAGCAUGCGGGGCAGAUCAAAAUCACCAAGCGAGGCGAAGAUGCUGCCAAGGAGCUCUACAUGGACACCUUUACUCGCUCCAUUACUCUGGACCAGCUCGUGAGUGGCCCGCCGUUGAUGCGCACUAUGAUGGGCAUGGCGGGAGAGAUUUCGCCCGAGAUCCAGGCUGCGGCGAAGGCGGUUGUGGAGGCUUUCCCAGCCUGAGAUUGAAAUUCAGAGGAGCGAGCAUGUCUUGACAGAUGGAGGGCGAUGAUGGGGAGAUUUGAUACGCUUUGAGAGCUGGUCGCAUGACUGGAAGCUGAAUCCUAGGUCAGAAGGGAUGAUGAUAUAGAUACCAUUUGUUUAUAGAAAAAGUUAUAUCACGCUUGCAGAUUUUGCUGG
Molecule: messenger RNA, 650 nt
Organism: Trichoderma virens Gv29-8
Lineage: Eukaryota; Fungi; Ascomycota; Sordariomycetes; Hypocreales; Hypocreaceae
Exons: 2
Coding region: 72-473 (133 amino acids)
Source: RefSeq, a predicted model, not a curated record